This is a messenger RNA of Trichophyton rubrum CBS 118892, 1197 nucleotides long. RefSeq lists its product as uncharacterized. The coding region runs from base 1 to 1197 and encodes 398 amino acids. The record is from RefSeq and is a predicted model, not a curated record. The transcript has 2 exons. Lineage: Eukaryota; Fungi; Ascomycota; Eurotiomycetes; Onygenales; Arthrodermataceae.
AUGGCGAGCGGCGGUGGCAUUCUCCUCGUUGACAACACCUGUCCAGCCUCCGAACCGGACGAGUCUGAGAUUGGCCUGCGAGCGAGCCGGGCGAGUACCCACCGAUCCCUGGCGAAGAAGCUGACCGGCCUCUCGGUGCGAGAAAACCUGGCCCGCCGGAAAUACGCAAAGUACCAGCAGGAUCGGUACGAUGGUAGUGGUGUCAAUGGAGACGACCGCAGGCUUAGCAGGGAGAUUACAGCUACGCCGCGAGAAGGCUCACUGUCCAGGAACACGUCAAUUGCACCCUCGUCAUCUGCUGUCCGACGGCCUGGGUCGGACGUGGCGUUCGACACCGAAGCAUGCGUGCAGGGACAGCCAACGACAGAAGAGCCACACCCUCAAUCACAAAGUGAAAUAGACGUGCUCUACGAAAACCAGCGAGGAUGGUUCUUCUUCGGCAAGCCCAUCUUUUCGAAAAACUCGCUUCUGAACCUUGACCCGCCGGCAUGGAUGACGGCCACUUUUGAACAGAGCCCCGUAACAAUUGCAAACGCACAGGUCCCUGAUCCAAGCUGGGUGUGGGACUGGAAGACAUGGUAUGUCGACAUGUCGAAUGACGUCGACGAGGAGGGUUGGCAGUACUCGUUCUCCUUUGCUUCGAAGUUCGCCUGGCACGGAACCCAUCCCUGGUGCCAUUCGUUCGUUCGACGGAGACGAUGGCUGAGGAGGAGAGUAAGAAGGUCCAAACAUAGGCCUGAAAGAGGUAUGGCUGGUACUAGCUACCUGGGAAGCGGUGAACCCAGUAUCAUCACGGCGGGAGAAGCUGGGACAAUAUAUACCGGCCAACUAUCGAGAAUAUCCCAAGAUGAGUGGGAGGAACAGGUUGCGCCCGAGGAUAUCACGAACGUGGCAAUUCUAUCCAAAGCCAUGAGGAUUUCGACGCUUGACCGUGAGAGGAUCGAUGCAGUGAGGGAAUUCGCACAUCGUGGAGGAGAGGGUCUGGUGUUGCUGGAAGAUAAGAUGCCUGAAAUAUUGUCCAUGUUGCUCUUUGAUUCUUCUCGUCGACAAUUAAUCAAAAUGCUGAAACAGUCAAUGGAUGAAAUACCGCACGACUCUCCCGAUGAAGCCGAGAGAGCCAGGCGGGAGAAUCUGCGCAAGGCAUACAAGGCCGGUGACCGGCUCGUCAGAGAGUCGUGGACUUGGAACAGCGCAUGA